Molecule: messenger RNA, 3625 nt
Organism: Thunnus maccoyii (southern bluefin tuna)
Lineage: Eukaryota; Metazoa; Chordata; Actinopteri; Scombriformes; Scombridae
Product: cullin-5-like
Exons: 19
Coding region: 779-3058 (759 amino acids)
Biological process (GO): protein ubiquitination; SCF-dependent proteasomal ubiquitin-dependent protein catabolic process
Cellular component (GO): SCF ubiquitin ligase complex; Cul5-RING ubiquitin ligase complex
Molecular function (GO): ubiquitin protein ligase binding
Source: RefSeq, a predicted model, not a curated record
AUUUGGGUGCAUAUUUAAACUCCUCUUUUUAUAUAAUAUAGACAUAUAUUGCACAAUUAUUGCGAAUAUAUAUCUGCACUAAUAGUACAAAUGCAUGAAAUAAGUGCACAGACGAAAUAAAUGCAGAAAUAGGUGCGGACGCUGCUGGAGUCCGGUGUUGUGUCGGAGUCUGUUCCUCCUGCCUCGGACAGAACCAGAACCCGAACCCGUCCCCUCACCGAACCUCAACCGUCUUCUGUGUUUCUCAACGUGAACCCGACAUUAGCCCGUUACCCCAGCCGGUCGUCCCGACGGCGACCAACCAUAGUCUAAACAGGCACCGUGUUAAAGCUCAGCCAGCCGCCGGAGAGCACGGGAAACAACCGUCGGAGCAGGAACAUAAACUUCCACAUGAGACCGUCCGUCCCGUCCGCAGCUCAGCCGUUAAGGUCUCUGCUGGGUCGGAUCGUUGCUAACAUGCUAGCGGCUCUGUGUCGGCUAGCUAACAGAGCUGGGAACCCGACCUCCUCAAGAUGAUCCAACUGAAGCAGCAGCAGCAUAUCAGUAAACGACUUUUCUAUCAAAGCAAAGUGGACAGAUCAUAGCUAACAAUAGAGUUAACCGGCAGUUACCGGGGCCAGGUAGCUCUGACAGCCCCCCCCUCUCCCGCCCCCCGGCGCUCUGACACCGGCUAAUGUCACACAGGUUCAGGGUCCCAUGACGGUGGACACACAACCGCAGGGUGGUGGUAAAGUAGCAGAACAAGGGGUCCCUGCAGUUUGAGGACAAGUGGGAUCUGAUGCGACCCAUCGUUCUCAAGCUGCUCAGACAGGAAUCCGUCACCAAGCAACAGUGGUUCGACUUGUUCUCAGACGUCCAUGCUGUGUGUCUUUGGGAUGAUAAGGGACCAGCAAAAAUCCACCAAGCACUCAAAGAGGACAUCCUAGACUUCAUCAAACAAGCACAGGCUCGGGUACUUAGCCACCAGGACGACACGGCACUGCUAAAGGCUUAUAUCGUAGAGUGGAGGAAGUUCUUCACCCAGUGCGACAUCCUGCCUAAACCUUUCUGUCAGCUGGAGAUCACACUGAUGGGCAAACAGGGCAGUAACAAGAAAACAAACAUGGAGGACAGCAUCGUACGCAAGCUAAUGCUGGACACGUGGAACGAGUCGAUCUUCUCCAACAUUAAAAGCCGUCUGCAGGACAGCGCCAUGAAGCUGGUGCACGCCGAGAGACUGGGGGAGGCCUUCGACUCCCAGCUUGUUAUUGGAGUACGAGAGUCAUACGUGAACCUGUGCUCGAACCCAGAGGACAAGCUGCAGAUCUACCGGGAUAACUUUGAGAAAGCCUACCUGGACUCCACAGAGAGGUUUUACCGAACUCAGGCACCGUCCUACUUGCAACAGAAUGGCGUCCAGAACUACAUGAAAUAUGCAGACGCAAAGCUGAGAGAAGAGGAGAAGAGAGCGAUUCGAUAUCUAGAGACGCGACGUGAAUGUAACUCUGUUCAAGCACUUAUGGAGUGUUGUGUGAAUGCUCUGGUGACUCUGUUCAAAGAGACCAUCCUCGCUGAAUGUCCAGGGAUGAUCAAACGCAACGAGACAGACAAGUUGCACCUGAUGUUUUCAUUAAUGGACAAGGUUCCCAAUGGGAUUGAGCCCAUGCUGAAAGACCUGGAAGAACAUAUCAUCAGUGCCGGACUGGCGGACAUGGUGGCUGCUGCAGAGACUAUCACUACUGACUCUGAGAAGUACGUGGAGCAGCUGUUGACUUUGUUUAACCGCUUCAGUAAACUAGUAAAGGAGGCCUUCCAGGACGACCCUCGCUUCCUCACCGCCAGAGAUAAGGCGUACAAGGCCGUCGUCAAUGAUGCCACAAUCUUCAAACUGGAGCUGCCUAUGAAACAGAAAGGUGUGGGCAUGAAGACUCAGCCGGAGUCAAAGUGUCCUGAGCUGCUGGCGAACUACUGUGACAUGCUGCUGAGGAAGACUCCUCUCAGCAAGAAACUAACCUCAGAGGAAAUCGAGCUCAAACUCAAAGAAGUGCUCUUGGUGUUGAAGUACGUCCAGAACAAAGAUGUGUUCAUGCGAUAUCACAAAGCUCACCUGACCAGACGUCUGAUUCUGGACAUUUCAGCAGACAGUGAGAUUGAGGAGAACAUGGUGGAGUGGCUGAGAGAAGUAGGAAUGCCCGCUGACUAUGUGAACAAACUGGCCAGAAUGUUUCAGGACAUCAAAGUCUCAGAGGACCUCAAUCAAGUCUUCAAAGAGAUGCACAAACACAACAAGCUGGCACUGCCAGCUGACAGCGUGAACAUUAAGAUCUUGAACGCUGGAGCUUGGUCACGGAGCAGCGAGAAGGUUUUCGUCUCGCUGCCCACGGAGCUGGAGGACCUGAUCCCCGAGGUGGAAGACUUCUACAAGAGGAAUCACAGCGGUCGCAAACUCCACUGGCAUCACCUCAUGUCCAACGGCAUUAUCACCUUUAAAAACGAAGUGGGUCAGUACGACCUGGAGGUGACGACGUUCCAGCUGGCGGUGUUGUUCGCCUGGAACCAGAGACCCAGAGAGAGAAUCAGCUUUGAGAACCUCAAACUGGCCACAGAGCUGCCUGACGCAGAGCUACGCCGCACACUCUGGUCGCUGGUCGCCUUCCCCAAGCUGAAGAGACAGGUGUUGUCUUACGACCCUCCAGUUAGCUCGCCCAAAGACUUUACAGACAGCACACUGUUCUACGUCAACCAGGAGUUCUCACUCAUCAAAAACUCCAAAGUGCAGAAGCGAGGAAAGAUCAAUCUGAUUGGUCGUCUGCAGCUGACCACGGAGCGAAUGAGAGAAGAGGAAAACGAAGGAAUCGUUCAGCUCAGAAUACUCAGAACUCAGGAGGCCAUCAUCCAAAUCAUGAAGAUGAGGAAGAGGAUCAGCAACGCCCAGCUGCAGACGGAGCUGGUGGAGAUCCUGAAGAACAUGUUCCUGCCUCAGAAGAAGAUGAUCAAGGAGCAGAUCGAGUGGCUCAUCGAACACAAGUACAUAAACAGGGACGAGGCGGACAUCAACACCUUCAUCUACAUGGCCUAGACAGCGAGGAAGGGAGCGCUUUCUUUUCUCUGUGUCUCUACACCUGGCCUGCGGACGGGCGCUUUAAACACCUGCGAGGAAGAGAGGGGACGAAGAACGAGAGGAUGUGUUUGAAGAAAAAGGAGAGAUUAAGUAGGACGAGGAUCGAGACAAUAAAAGUGUGGAUAUUUUUUUGUGUUUGUGAGGCGCCAGCGUGCUAUCGGAGUGUCUUUUCGAGAGACUGUUUGUCUCUGCUGCCCGCUAGCGUCGAUCAGAGCAGAAGGGACGGCAGCAGUGUGCCGUCUGCCAGCAGCUCAGAAGAAGAAAAAAAAAAAUAUAGUGACAUAAUCAAAUGAAAUACUUCCUGCCUUACUUUCAUCAGCGACAGACUGCAGAAGAAGAGGAGGAGGAGGAGCGAGGAGAGAAAGGAGGACAUGUUACAAGCUGAUAUCAAUCCUUUGCUUUCACUUGAUGCCACAUGCUGCCAUCUUAGCGGCGGCUAUUUUUGCAUCCUUCCUAUUCAACAUUUGUCUUAUUUUGAACUGGGAAUGCAAAAAAAAAAAAAAAAAAAAAAAAAAAAAGCCGCAA